Passer domesticus (house sparrow) is the source of this 1546-nucleotide messenger RNA. RefSeq lists its product as uncharacterized. The transcript is spliced from 5 exons. Bases 334 to 1065 code for a protein of 243 amino acids. The record is from RefSeq and is a predicted model, not a curated record. Lineage: Eukaryota; Metazoa; Chordata; Aves; Passeriformes; Passeridae.
AGCAGCAGCAGCAGCAGCAGCAGCAGCAGAGUGUUGCUAGCAGGGGGGAUCAUGGUCCUGAACCACUACCUCCUGCUGCUCUUUCUCGUGGCCCUGCCAGCCCAGAAUGCCCAGAGUGCUCCAUCAGCUGGGCAGGGAGCAGUUGUGGAGACAGAGAGUGCUCUUUCAGGCCCUGAGCGAGGGGCAGAUACCGUGCUGACUCCGAGCUGGUACCUCAAGCGUGAGUAGUCAGUCUGUCCUGCCUUCACAAAAAGGAGCGCCCCUUUUCCCUAUUUUAUUAAUGAGAAAAAUACCCUCAUAGGUUAACGUGCUUUUGUAAAUCUAACAGUAGGGAUGAACGAUGACAAGGUUCCUGAAGAGUUCCCUGAAGGAUUGCCGGAUGUUCCAGAGGAGCUCCUGGCAGCCUUGGAUAAAGCCCCAUCUGAGACAGAUUCUGAGACUGUGCCGGAGACCUUAGCCGUGGAAGAAAGUGACAGUGUGCCAGGCUCACAUGAAAAAAGAGAAGCAAUAGAGGACACCAGCACACUUGCUGAGCCUGAGCAAUAUUCAGGGUCAUCCGGUGGGCAAAAAGCCCAGACUGCUGGACACCGUGACCCCGGCAAGUACUACAUCCUAGUAGGGACAGUAGCAGCCUCAGCUUUGCUUCUGCUUGGGGCAGUGUCUGUGUAUCUAGUCAUGCAUCAGCUGCUGAAGAGAGACAGGAGGAGCCAGGAGGACAAAGAGGCAAGAGGACAGGACUGGGACUCUUCCUGGGAAAGCUGUGGUCAGCCUAGAGGUGAAGCAGAGUCAGGAGAAGGAGCGGCAAGCGGCGAGAGAGCCCAAGGCAAGGGCUUCAGGGACAGCUGCCGCCUGUUUCCUGAGCUCUUUGCAGCAGAGCUCGCCCAGCUCUACAAGAACAUGGGCGCAGACCCGUCACCUCUGCCAACGUGCUCCUACUGUGCUCUGGCUGACAACGCCUCUUCACGGGACCACUGGAUUUCCCUGGAGUCACCUCAGCCCACAGCAUCCUCUUGCCCCUCCUACCAACACCAGCAGGACUAUUAUCUGUUAGAGGAGGAUGAUUAGUGAUAGUGAUAGAUGAUUAGUGAUAGUGAUAGUGAUAGUGAUAGUGAUAAAUAGUGAUAGUGCUAGUGAUUCUUUUAGGGAUAGUGGUAGGGAUACCUGAUAUUAGAGGGUGGUGGUUGUUUUAAUGAUAGCGUUAGUUAAUAUUAGAGGAUAGUGAUUGUUUUAAUGAUAGCGUUACUUGAUAUUAGAGGAGGGUAAUUGUAUUAGUGAUAGUGAUAGUGAUACAUAGUGAUAGUGGUAAUGAUAAAUAGUGAUAGUGGUAGUGAUUCUUUUAGGGAUAGUGGUAGGGAUACUUGAUAUUAGAGGGUGGUGGUUGUUUUAAUAAUAGUGAUAGUUAAUAGUAGCGGAUAGUGAUUGUUUUAAUGAUAGCGUUAUUUGAUAUUAGAGGACAGCGAUUGUAUUAGCGAUAGUGACAGUUAAGAUUAGAGGAUGGUGAUUGUUUUAGUGAUAGUGGUACAUUUAGUGAUAGUGAUACUUGGUA